UCUAACCACCAUACCCAUGACUGCGCCAGUCGCCUCCUUGUCUUCCUUCGCAGUGCUUUUCACACCUGUGGCUCCCACAUUCCCCCUCCCCACCACCACCCCAAUACAACACCACCACCAGCUUUCCUACUCCUGCAACGCACCGUCAACAAACCUCCUCCGCCUCCCUUCUCUCUAAAAUCGUUCACAUUGUCUCUCUCUCUCCCCCCCAAGAGAAUCCACUUCUUUUUUUUUUUUUUUUUUUCCGGUUUUAUUUUAUCCAUUUCUCAAAAUGCCCUUCUCGUCCUCAAUGGCAGUUUAGCCUUCUCUCUCUCUCUCUCUCUCACCUUUUUAAUUUUUAUUUUAUUUAUUUUAUUUUUAUUUUUUUCUUAUCUUCUUCUUCUUCAGCCGUUUUCGUUUUUCACUUCGUUUCUCUGUAUUUUGUUUUUUUUUGACACUCCAAAAAUGGCGAGCAAGCUUUUCGUCUUCUUUCUCGUUUCUGCUCUACUUCUUGUCAUGGAUUCAUCCUUUGCUCAGAUGCCAGGGUUUGUGAGUUUGGAUUGUGGAGGUAAAGAAGGCUUCAGAGAUGAACUUGGACUCGAAUGGAGUCCUGACAAUCUUAAGUAUGGAGAAACAACGAAUAUAUCAGUCGAAAACGAGUCCCGAACACAAUAUAUGUCGCUGAGGCACUUUCCUGCAGAUUCAAGAAAGUAUUGUUACACGCUUAAUGUCUCAAGUAGGACUAGGUACCUUAUCAGAGCAACAUUCUUGUAUGGUAACUUUGACAACAAUAAUGUUUAUCCAAAAUUUGACAUUUCUAUUGGGGCAACCCAUUGGUCCACCAUCGUUAUCUCGGAUGCUAAUACUAUUGAGAUGAGAGAGCUAAUUUUUCUAGCUUCAAGUCCUACUGUCAGUGUGUGUUUAUCCAAUGCUACAACAGGGCAGCCUUUUAUAUCCACCCUUGAGCUUCGGCAAUUCAAUGGUUCAAUGUACUAUACAGAAUUUGAAGCCCAGUUCUACCUUAGUAUCUCGGCAAGGAUAAACUUUGGUGCUGAUAGUGAAGCUCCAAUUAGGUAUCCUGAUGACCCUUUUGAUAGGAUAUGGGAGUCAGACUCUCUGAAGAAAGCAAAUUACCUUGUUGAUGUUGCUACUGGAACUAAAAAAGUGUCAACCAAACUGCCAAUUGAUGUUAACAGGGAUGACAGACCACCUGUAAAGGUUAUGCAGACAGCUGUGGUAGGAACAAAUGGAUCAUUAACUUACCGGUUGAACUUGGAUGGCUUUCCUGGUCCUGGAUGGGCAUUCACCUACUUCGCAGAAAUUGAAGAUCUUGCUCCAGAUGAAUCCAGAAAGUUUAGAUUGGUGCUUCCGGGCAAUCCUGAAAUCAGCAAGGCUAUAGUUAACAUUGAAGAAAAUGCUCAAGGAAAAUAUCGUCUCUAUGAGCCAGGAUUUACCAAUCUUUCCCUUCCUUUUGUAUUAUCUUUUAGGUUUGGGAAGACAUCUGAUUCUUCCAGAGGGCCUCUCUUGAAUGCAAUGGAGAUAAAUAAGUAUUUGGAGAAAAAUGUCGGGUCUAUAGAUGGGGACAUUAUUGCUAAUGUAGUUUCAGGCUACUUAUCAGCAGACUGGGCCCAAGAAGGUGGUGAUCCUUGCCUGCCAGUGCCGUGGUCUUGGGUUCAAUGUAACUCAGAUCCACAACCAAGGGUAGUUUCAAUUUUUUUGUCUAAAAAGAAUUUGACUGGGAAUAUCCCUUCAGACUUGAUAAUGUUGAGUGGACUAGUGGAAUUAUGGCUUGAUGGGAAUUCACUGACUGGUCCAAUACCUGAUUUCAGUGGAUGUGUGGACUUGAGAAUUAUUCAUCUUGAAAACAAUCAAUUGACGGGUCCACUGCCUUCCUCCCUGUUGAACCUGCCAAAUUUAAAGGAACUGCAUGUGCAAAACAAUUUGCUUUCUGGAACAGUGCCGAGGGGUCUUCUCAAUAGAAACUUAGUUCUGGACUAUUCUGGAAACAUUAAUCUUCAUAAAGGGAGUGCAAGUGGGAGCCGCGUUAAUAUUGUUGUUGGUUCAUCAGUUGGUGCUGCUGGUCUGCUUAUAGCUACUAUUGUGUCUUUCAUUUUUAUUCGCAAAGUGAAGAAAAGACAUCCUGAAAGAGAUCAGCCUAGACAUACCCUACCCGUUCAAAUGCUUGUAUCCUCCAAGAGCAAUGCUCCCGCAGAAGCUGCACAUUGCUUUACCUUUUCUGAAAUUGAAGAUGCUACAAAAAAGUUUGAAAAGAAAAUUGGUUCUGGAGGUUUUGGAGUUGUGUAUUAUGGGAAGAUGAAAGAUGGUAAAGAAAUUGCAGUGAAAGCUCUAACCAGUAAUUCCUACCAGGGAAAGCGAGAGUUUUCGAAUGAGGUAACUCUUCUUUCAAGGAUACAUCACAGGAAUCUGGUACAGUUUCAUGGAUAUUGCCAAGAUGAUGGGAGAAGCAUGCUUGUUUAUGAGUUCAUGCAUAAUGGAACUCUCAAGGAACAUCUUUAUGGUCCAUUAACACGUGGACAAAGUAUCAACUGGCUCAAGCGUCUUGAGAUUGCUGAAGAUGCUGCUAAAGGGAUUGAGUAUCUUCACACAGGCUGUGUUCCAGCCAUUAUUCAUAGAGACUUGAAAAGCAGUAAUAUUCUUCUUGACAAAGACAUGAAAGCAAAGGUUUCAGAUUUUGGUCUCUCUAAACUUGCCGUAGAUGGAGCCUCCCAUGUGUCAAGCAUAGUUCGUGGCACAGUAGGCUAUCUAGAUCCUGAGUACUAUAUCUCUCAACAGUUGACCGAUAAGAGCGAUGUGUAUAGUUUUGGUGUCAUUCUUCUCGAGCUGAUAUCUGGUCAAGAAGCAAUAUCUAAUGAAAAUUUUGGUGUUAAUUGCCGUAAUAUUGUCCAGUGGGCAAAACUACACAUUGAGAGUGGUGACAUUCAAGGAAUUAUUGAUCCCUCUCUAGGCAAUGAAUUCGACAUCCAAUCAAUGUGGAAGAUAGCCGAGAAAGCUUUAAUGUGUGUUCAACCGCAUGGAUAUAUGAGACCAUCAAUUUCAGAAGUUCUCAAGGAAAUCCAAGAUGCCAUAUCAAUGGAAAGAGAAGCUGCAAUGGUAAGAGAUAGUAACUCUGAUAAUACAUCGAGGAAUUCUGCUCAUUCGUCACUGAUGUUAGGUUCUCUUGAUAUGGGUGGAAAUGACAAUUUCUUGUCACUUGACGAUACUAUCGCACAGCCAAGCGCUCGGUAGUUAUUUUGGUUGGUGUAUCAAGUACAUAAUUUUUUAUUUUCCGUUUCUUUUCUGGUUGUGUUCUUUCUUUUAUCCUGGAUUUGCAUUUAAAGAAAACCCUCUUAAGCCAUUCUGCCAUGUGUAGGUUUGGGAACCACCUUCUAACACCCAACCAAAAGAAAGAGGAGAAAAAUAUGUGUAUUAUUUUAUGAAGUUGUAAAUUUUUGUUGACAAGUUUUUUCCAUAAUUGAUGCUGUAAUAGCUGUAUUUAUUUUUUGAGUGAUUA
Messenger RNA from Ziziphus jujuba (common jujube), 3490 nucleotides. RefSeq names its product probable LRR receptor-like serine/threonine-protein kinase At1g67720. The record is from RefSeq and is a predicted model, not a curated record. The coding region runs from base 445 to 3225 and encodes 926 amino acids. Gene Ontology annotation, biological process: protein phosphorylation. NCBI's taxonomy places the organism in Eukaryota, Viridiplantae, Streptophyta, Magnoliopsida, Rosales, Rhamnaceae. The transcript has 15 exons. Gene Ontology annotation, molecular function: ATP binding; protein binding; protein kinase activity.